GCAACACCAAACGUGACCUCACAUCCGGGCAUCGCUUCGGCGGAUCACAUUUCAAAAUAAAACGCAUUCCCCGCAUACCACCUGUCAAGAGUUAUCGACUUUAACAAGCGGAGUUCACAAACACCAUCUUAUCGACUUUUACUUUGAAAUCGGCGAAGCUCGUUUGGGUUUCGGGGCUGGCUGUAGUGGCAACACUACCGAGUAGUACUGGUGCGUCUCCGGCUCCGUCCAACCCGCAGACAUGAAGCUCCGGUGGAUCGGCUCCGUGCUGCUCUCGGCGGCCGCCUACUACGUCUACCUCCCGCUGCCCAGCGGCGUGAGUGAGCCGUGGAAGCUGAUGCUGCUGGAUGCCUUGUUCCGGAGCUGUAUGCAUGUGGGUGACGUGGCUCACGCGCUGGGCUUGUGUCAUCGCGUCAGCCUCAUCAACCAGGUGGUGUCGUGGGUGGAGGUGAUCGGGCCGCGCUCCUGCCCCGCGGUGGACGUCAGUGACAUUCUCCUCGGGGGCGUGCCAACCCGUGUCUUCCGGCCAAUCGGCGGACAGAAGCUGAAGAGGGGCGUGGUCUACUUCCACGGCGGGGGCUGGGCCCUGGCCAGCGGGCGGAUGCGAUCCUACGACCUUCUGUCUAGGAAGAUGGCCGAGGAUCUCGACGCGGUCAUCAUGUCAGUGGAUUACCGCCUGGCCCCGGAGGUGGUGUUCCCGGGGCAGUACGAGGACGCCAUGGCGGCGUCCAGGGCCUUCCUGUCGGCGGGGGUCCGGGAGCGCUACGGACUGGACCCCCAGAGGCUCUGCGUGUCGGGGGACAGCGCGGGGGGGAACCUAGCCGCCGCCGUGGCCCAAGAGCUGGCUCUGGACUCCAGCCUGGAGGUCCGCUUCAAGGCCCAGGCGCUGGUCUACCCGGUCCUCCAGGCCCUCGACUUCCACACGGCGUCCUACCAGCAGAACCACGAAGUGCCCAUCCUGUACCGGCCCGUCAUGGCCCGCUUCUGGCUGCAGUACCUGGGCGCCGACCCCGCCCUGGAGCCCCUACUGCUGGCCAACAACCACAGCUCCCUGGACCAGGCCGGCCUCCCCGCCGCGCACCGGUCCAAACUGGACUGGACCGCCCUGCUCCCCGCCGGCCGCAGGAAGCACUACCGGCCGGUCGUCAGGGCGACGGGCUCGCCGGGCGUGGUCGACGCGGUGCCCGCGCUGACGGACGUGCGGGCCGCGCCGCUGCUGGCGGAGCGCGGCGUCCUGGCCAGGACGCCGCGGCGGGCAUACGUGAUGACGUGCGAGUUCGACGUGCUGCGGGACGACGGGCUGAUGUACGCGCGGCGGCUGCGGGACGCCGGCGUGGAGGUGACCGGCGACCACUACGAGGACGGCUUCCACGGCUGCAUGGUGUUCGCCUACCCGCCCGUGAGCUCCUCCGUGGGCCGCCGCAGCAUGGACAACUACAUCCGCUGGCUGGACCAGAACCUCUAG
Messenger RNA from Gadus chalcogrammus (walleye pollock), 1465 nucleotides. RefSeq names its product neutral cholesterol ester hydrolase 1-like. Gene Ontology annotation, cellular component: membrane. Lineage: Eukaryota; Metazoa; Chordata; Actinopteri; Gadiformes; Gadidae. Gene Ontology annotation, molecular function: carboxylic ester hydrolase activity. The record is from RefSeq and is a predicted model, not a curated record. Bases 242 to 1465 code for a protein of 407 amino acids. The transcript has 5 exons.